AUGGGUCCAAACAACGACGACGCCUCUCCAAUUCUCCACCAGUUCAUCUUCGUGGCGCCAGUUGCUCUCCAUGCCAUUGAUGUUUCUCGAGAUCACAAGCCGGACCAAACGGAUGAGAGGCAAAGGAUUGAAAGUGCUGGUGGCUUGUUAUGUGGGCUGAGAGUUGGUGGCGUUCUUGCCGUUUCUCGUGCUUUCGGUGAUAGACUUCUGAAACAGUAUAUUGCUGAUCUAGAAAUCCAGGAAGUUGUUGCAAUAAUAAAGAAAAUAGAUUAUGCAGAAGAGGCGGCAAAGAAGUUGAUGCAAGAAGCAUAUCAGAGAGGUAGUUCUGACAACAUUACUUGUGUUGUGGUUCGUUUCUUAACGAACAAAGGCGCUGCUUCUAGUACUAGCUCCGGCUAA
Molecule: messenger RNA, 399 nt
Organism: Arachis duranensis
Lineage: Eukaryota; Viridiplantae; Streptophyta; Magnoliopsida; Fabales; Fabaceae
Product: probable protein phosphatase 2C 59
Exons: 4
Coding region: 1-399 (132 amino acids)
Biological process (GO): protein dephosphorylation
Cellular component (GO): cytosol; nucleus
Molecular function (GO): protein serine/threonine phosphatase activity
Source: RefSeq, a predicted model, not a curated record